UGAGCAGUCACAACACAACAAACUUUGGAACACAGAGUCCGCGAAAGUUCACCAGCACCAACACCAUGUCUGUUAGCAACGAUCUCGUCUGGCAAGUUAUCCGCGAUAACAACAAGUUCCUCGUCAAGCGUUCCGACUUCGGCGGUAUCCAAUUCAACCGUGAGCCCUUGAACGCUACCGGCAAGAACGCUCAACGCUUCUCCGGUCUUGCUAGCGACAAGGCUGCCGGCGUCGUCGCCAACAGCCCCCGUGGUGUUGCUUUGAUCACCAAGACUGGUGUUAAGAACGCUCAAAAGCCCGCCAAGUUGUACCGCACUGACGUCUUCGCCAAGUCUUCCACUCGCAAGACUUACAAGGCUAUUGCCAACCGCGUCGCCAAGAACGGUUACCGCACUGACCUCUUGAGAGCCUCUGUUGCCCGUGCUUCCAUCCUCUUGGCCGCUCAACGUGCCCAAAAGUCUGCCUAAACAGGUCGCUCUGGAUGAGUAGUGUUCAAUAACAAAAUUCUUGCCGUGAA
Molecule: messenger RNA, 517 nt
Organism: Schizosaccharomyces japonicus yFS275
Lineage: Eukaryota; Fungi; Ascomycota; Schizosaccharomycetes; Schizosaccharomycetales; Schizosaccharomycetaceae
Product: 60S ribosomal protein L28/L44
Exons: 1
Coding region: 66-467 (133 amino acids)
Biological process (GO): translation
Cellular component (GO): ribosome
Molecular function (GO): structural constituent of ribosome
Source: RefSeq, a predicted model, not a curated record